AAGGACAUAACUGUAGGAAUAUGAAUCCUAUGGUCAGCUAUUACUCUGAAAACCAUUAUUUCUAAUUGGAGUUUAGCGGGUUUUUUUUAUUCUUUACAUACAUGUACAUUUAUACAUUCAAUUACAUCAAAAUUUAAUCCAAACAUUUUUUAUUUCCUUAAAUGUCAAACUUCCGUUUUCAAGACAGAGUAGUAUAUGAACAUAAUACCAUUUAUUUCCUCAGAUUUUUUAAUUCUUUGAACAUGGAGUCUUUCCUCCCACAAAUAUGUGAGGGAAUGCAACACAUGUCAGAGACUGUGUUUGUGGUACUGUGUCAGAUAGUGGGGACCUCACAACAAGUGACCAUGAGGAGGGAGAUGAUGGACAUCUCGGAGAUGAUCCGUAGACGAAUCACAUAUCACGGUACGAGCACGUAUAUGUUGAGUGGAAGCUAUAGAGAAGGAUUCAGACUGAAGGAAUCAGAUUUUGACUUUAUGUACUGGCCAAACAAACACCGAGUGAUCAUGGACGUGUCUCAGUCUGAGUAUUACAACACAGCCAAUACAGCUUUGAUUCUCUCUGAGAGUUCUGAGAGUCCACCAGGAUUCACUUUACUUCAGUUACUGACACCAUUUGCAAGCAAAAACGCCAAUUCAGCAUGUGUCAGAAUGAAUGAUAGACUCUAUAUAUCUAGUUCUACAUACUUACAGAUAACAAGUUCCUUAAUGUCAUCUUAUUCUACACUACAUGGACCCUGUAUUAGUGGUAACAUAGCAGGAUAUGACUACGACCAUGCUCACUGUUUUGUUUGUGACUUUUGGCCUCCCUUUGCCUCCUCUUGGACACACAGAUGCCACUCAUGGCCUGAUCCAGAAGUUGUUGAUGAAAUUGUCAGAAAUGGAUGUCACUUCGUAGCAAUAGGACAUCCAUUAGGACCCCAUGGAAAUGAAGAAUGGAGAAUUUCUUUUUCUCGUGCAGAAUGUAAACUUGUGUCUUCAAUGAACCACUGUCAGUUUUUGACAUAUGGGUUGUUAAAACUUUUCUUAAAAGAGGUUGUAAAUCAACAAUCAGAAGAAACAGAUAAACUGCUGUGCUCUUAUCACAUGAAGACAACAAUUUUCUGGACAAUUCAACAAAACACAUUACCUCAGUGGUGUCCACAAAAUCUCUUGGCUGGUUUCUGGGUCUGCUUUAAGCUACUCUUAAGAUGGGUGCAUGAGGGAAUCUGUCCAAACUUUUUCAUCCCACAAAACAACCUGUUUCUGACAAAGGUUCAUGGCUCAGCACAAAACAGAUUGUUUCUACAGUUACACGAGUUGUACAAGAAAGGUCUGGCCUGUUUGUUAGAGAGUUCCUCUAUUAGGCCCUACAUCAUUGAUGCCUUGUACAAUCCUAGACUUUCGAUUUGUACAAAUGAGAAUAUAAUUAUGUCCGAAGCUGAUUAUGAUGUAGUAUCUGUCAUGGAGUCCUUAAAUGUUGUACAUGCAAUUAGGAAUCUGUGCCAUACUACCAAAACCAUACACAUGAUAGAACAGUUUGUGGAGUCGCCAAUGACACAUUAUCAACUUGUGGUCUUACAGAAAUGUACAUCCUAUGUCCUUCACCGAACCGCUUUUCUAUUACAAAAUAUGUACACUUUCACAGGUGUCAAUAAACAGCUGUAUAUUGUAGACAAAAUAUCCUGUCACAUGCUGAAAUUAACAGCCAAGUUUGGGUAUAUUUCUGAUAUGUUGUACAUUGCCAUGUAUUAUUACAAGAUAUUCAGAUACAGGGAAGCUUUAUCUGUUUUAGAGAUGGCAAAGGUCAAGUUAGCACAGCCAUAUCUGAUGUAUAAGGGAGACGUAGACAGAGAGAGGUAUAAUGAGUCUGUAGGAGGACAGUCCUGGUCUACAAAGAUCAGACAGGCUGUAGCAGAGGAUAUCAGCCUUAAUCGCGAAAUCUGCUAUAUCAGUGAACUAUUACCAGAACAACAGUCUGCUCUAAAGAACAAAAAAUCUGUAGUAACUAUCCCAGUGUUUGUAAUGUUACAUUUCCUAAAGUUUUUGUGUUACAGACACAUUGAUACGACAUCAUCACAAGCAGCUUUAAAUGAAUUACAGGUCCUAGUCCACCAUGAUCAGGGGAUGUAUGUACAUUAUCUACUCAGAGACAUCUCCUGGGAAAUCCUGGGGAUCUGUCAACAGAUGACAGGGAACCUUCAGGCUGCUCUAUACUCUUACCAACAAUCACUCACACAGUAUCCAUUCCACAUGAUACAUACUGCUACACAGAGGUGA
Magallana angulata is the source of this 2255-nucleotide messenger RNA. RefSeq lists its product as uncharacterized. Bases 162 to 2255 code for a protein of 697 amino acids. The record is from RefSeq and is a predicted model, not a curated record. Lineage: Eukaryota; Metazoa; Mollusca; Bivalvia; Ostreida; Ostreidae. The transcript has 2 exons.